Molecule: messenger RNA, 408 nt
Organism: Brugia malayi
Lineage: Eukaryota; Metazoa; Nematoda; Chromadorea; Rhabditida; Onchocercidae
Exons: 3
Coding region: 1-408 (135 amino acids)
Biological process (GO): neuropeptide signaling pathway
Source: RefSeq, a predicted model, not a curated record
AUGGAAACUAUGAGAAUUCUUAUACUCAUUUCAUUAGCUGCUGCCAUUGUUCAAUCAGAAUAUUAUGCCAAUUACAACGAUCCAUUGACAAGAGAUUCCAUGAAUUUCGAAAAACGAGCGGUGCCAUCUAUGCGCAAUAUGAUCAAUUUAAACAAAAGAAGUGACAGUGACAACGGCGCAUUUGACCGCGAGUUUCUCCAUUUCGGCAAACGAGAGGUGCCAUCUAAGCACAAUAUGAUCAAUUUAAACAAAAGAAGUGACAGUGACAACGGCGCAUUUGACCGCGAGUUUCUUCAUUUCGGCAAACGAGAGGUGCCAUCGAAGCACAAUAUGAUCAAUUUAAACAAAAGAAGUGACAGUAACAGCGGCGCAUUUGACCGCGAGUUUCUCCAUUUCGGCAAAAGAUAA